Molecule: messenger RNA, 2034 nt
Organism: Myotis brandtii (Brandt's bat)
Lineage: Eukaryota; Metazoa; Chordata; Mammalia; Chiroptera; Vespertilionidae
Product: C-type lectin domain family 18 member A
Exons: 13
Coding region: 337-1692 (451 amino acids)
Molecular function (GO): polysaccharide binding
Source: RefSeq, a predicted model, not a curated record
CCCACACGCAGGGCACACGGCUGAGGCCCCAGCCUCCUGCCUGGGCUGGGGGCUGGGAGUGGAAGCCACUGAUGGAGGACACUGUCCUGGCCAGGACACCGCCAUCACUUGUUAAUCCGCAGCCCUGGAAUGUCUGUGGGCCAAUCAGCAAGGUCUGCGAGGGCUCCCCGAGGGCUCUAAGAACCCUGCAAUGAUUAGCAGGGGCCACGGGGUCAGUGCACACCGCUUGGCUGCCCAGCCUGACUCCUCGAGAUUGUGAAUAGCUCCGUCCAGCCUGUGAAGCGAGCUGGACGUGGACGGCGGAGCCAGGCUGCUCCCAGGUCGCCCUACGGACCCAUGCUCCGGCUGGAGCCCUCCUCUGGCCUGGGGGGCCAUGGGCCUGGCCUCCUGCCCGUGCUCCUGGCUCUCCUCUGCGUGGCCUGGGCAGAGGUGCGGCCGCUCCAGCUGCGGGGGGAGCAGGCUCCAAUGCCCAGAGCCCUGAGCAGGAAAGAGGGUUUCCUGCUCCUCUCCCUGCACAACCGCCUGCGCAGCCGGGUGCACCCCCCUGCGGCCAACAUGCAGAGACUGGACUGGAGUGAGAGCCUAGCCCGACAGGCUCAGGCCAGGGCAGCCCGCUGUGGCGCCCCGGCCCCAAGCCUGGUGCCCACUCCGGGGGCCACUUCCCAGGUGGGCUGGAAUGUGCAGCUGCUGCCAGUGGGCUCGGCAUCCUUCGUCCACGUGGUGGGCCUGUGGUUUGCAGAAGGCCAGCGGUACAGCCAUGAGGUGGCGGAGUGUGCCCUCAAUGCCACCUGCACCCAUUACACUCAGCUCGUGUGGGCCACCUCGAGCCAGCUGGGCUGUGGGCAACAUCCCUGCUCUGGGGACCAGGCCGAGAUGGAAGCCUUUGUCUGUGCCUACUCUCCUGGAGGCAAUUGGGAGGUCAACGGGCAGACAAUCGUCCCCUAUAAGAAGGGCGCCUGGUGUUCGCUCUGCACGGCCAGCGUCUCGGGCUGCUUCAAAGCCUGGGACCAUGCAGGGGGGCUCUGUGAGGUCCCCAGGAACCCAUGUCGCAUGAGCUGCCGGAACGGCGGACAUCUCAACGUCAGCACCUGCCACUGCCACUGUCCCCCCGGCUACACGGGCAGGUUCUGCCAAGUGCGGUGCAGCAUGCAGUGCGUGCAUGGCCGGUUCCGGGAAGAGGAGUGCUCCUGCGUCUGUGACAUCGGCUACGGGGGAGCCCAGUGUGCCACCAAGGUGCACUUUCCCUUCCACACCUGUGACCUGAGGAUCGAUGGCGACUGCUUCAUGGUGUCUCCAGAGGCAGACACCUAUUACGGAGCCAAGAUGAAAUGCCAGGGAAAGGGCGGGGUCCUCGCCCAGAUCGAGAGCCAGAAAGUACAGGACAUCCUCGCCUUCUACCUGGGCCGCCUGGAGACCACCAACGAGGUGACUGACAGCGACUUUGAGACCAGGAACUUCUGGAUCGGGCUCACCUACAAGACCGCUAAGGACGCCUUCCGCUGGAACACCGGGGAGCACCAGUCCUUCACCAGCUUUGCCUUUGGGCAGCCUGACAACCAGGGGUUUGGCAACUGCGUGGAGCUGCAGGCCUCGGCCGCCUUCAACUGGAACGACCAACGCUGUAAAACCCGAAACCGCUACAUCUGCCAGUUUGCUCAGGAGCACAUUUCCUGGUGGGACCCAGGGCCCUGAGGCGCUGUCAGGCCUCUCCCCUGCCACUGCCUGGAGGCGCACCAGCCCUGCCUGCCUGCCCAUCGGUCCGGAACCCGGGCCAGGCCAGGACCUCAAGCCCAAAGAGGUCUCAGACCUUACAGGAAGUGGAGCAGGCCCAACAGGAAGCCUGGCAUAGGGGGACGGGCCCCUCAGCCUGCUUUUGAUUGGGGAGAUGGGCCUUAAUUAGGUGCUGAAACCGGAGCAAGGCCAGGGGUCAGAUGAGGCCGCUCUUCUCCAUCUGGGAUGGACCCUCUGGGGCAGAUGGAGGUCCCUCGCUGCCCAGGAUGCACCCCACAAGAGAUUAAACUAAGUUAUGAAACA